Messenger RNA from Gracilinanus agilis (Agile Gracile Mouse Opossum), 630 nucleotides. RefSeq names its product protein phosphatase inhibitor 2-like. Bases 1 to 630 code for a protein of 209 amino acids. The transcript has a single exon. Gene Ontology annotation, molecular function: protein phosphatase inhibitor activity. NCBI's taxonomy places the organism in Eukaryota, Metazoa, Chordata, Mammalia, Didelphimorphia, Didelphidae. Gene Ontology annotation, biological process: regulation of signal transduction. The record is from RefSeq and is a predicted model, not a curated record.
AUGGCAGCUUCGGGGGCCUCGCACCAGUCCAUCAAGGGGAUCCUGAAGAACAAGAGCAGCCUCCAGGGCUCCGUCAUCCUGCCCCGGACCCCCUCCGCCUCCACCUCCAGCGCCACCGUGCGGCGGCGCCCGAAGCCGUCCAGCUCCGUGGCCACUGAAGAGGACUUCGGUAAAAAAUCCCAGAAGUGGGAUGAAAUGAAUAUCCUAGCAACCUAUCAUCCAGCAGACAAAGACUAUGGUUUAAUGAAAAUAGAUGAGCCCAGCACUCCCUACCACAGUAUGGUUGGUGAAAACGAUGAGGACGCCUUGAGUGACUCUGAAACGAAUCAAAUCCUGAUCCCAGAAGUCUUGGCCCGGAAGUUAUCAGCUGCAGAAGGCUUGGAUACAAAGUUCCUCGUUCAGGGUGAGAGCAGUGAAGAGGAAGAGAACCUGACCCUCGAAGAGCAGGAAAAACGGCGUCAGUUUGAGAUGAAGAGAAAGCUUCACUACAACGAAGGACUCAACAUCCAGCUGGCUCGGAUGCUUAUUUCCAAAGAACUUCCGGGGUUCUCCGAGGAGGAUGAUGAUGAUGAUGAUGAUGAUGACGACAACAAAAUAAGGCCUGGGAGGAGCAGCCAGUUGCAAAGCUAA